AUGGCGCUGCGGAGCGCGCUGAGCGCGGCGGGCGCCGGGCAGAUGCGGCACCUCUGCUCAGCAGCGCACGGUGACACCGUCUUCGCGCUGUCCUCGGGCCACGGCAAGUGCGGCGUGGCCGUGAUCCGGGCCAGCGGGCCGGGCUGCCGCGCGGCCCUGCAGAGCCUCACGGGGCGCCCCGCGCCCCCCCCGCCCCGCGUGCUGGCCCUGCGRCGCAUCCGCGACCCGGCCACCAACGAGCCCCUCGACUGCGGCCUCGUCGCCUGGUUCCCGGGGCCCCGGAGCUUCACGGGCGAGGACUGCUGCGAGCUGCACGUGCACGGCGGGCCGGCCGUGGUGAGCGGCGUGCUGCAGGCGCUGGGGCGCGUGCCCGGCCUGCGCCCAGCCGAGCCGGGCGAGUUCUCCCGCCGAGCCUUCCGCAACGGGAAGCUGGACCUGACGGCGGCCGAGGGGCURCGCGACCUGGUGCAGGCGGAGACGGAGGCGCAGCGGCGGCAGGCGCUGCGYCAGAUGGACGGCGAGCUGGGCCGGCUCUACCAGCGCUGGAGCGACUUGCUCACCCAGGCGCUGGCCCAUGUGGAAGCCUACAUUGACUUCAGCGAGGAUGACAACGUGGAGGAAGAUGUGCUGUCACGAGUGGCCGAGGCCGUGCGGGCGCUGGAGCAGGAGGUGGGCGCCCACUUGCGGGAUGGGCGCCGCGGGGAGCUGCUCCGCGCCGGUGUCCGCGUCGUCAUCGCCGGCCCCCCCAACGUGGGCAAGAGCAGCCUGCUCAACCUGCUGGCGCGGCGCCCGGCCGCCAUCGUGUCCCCCGUGGCCGGGACCACGCGGGACGUGGUGGAGCUGUCGCUCAACGUGGGCGGCUACCCGGUGGUGCUGAGCGACACGGCCGGGCUGCGGAGCGCCCGCGACCCCGUGGAGCGCGAGGGCGUGCGCCGCGCGCAGGAGCGGCUGCAGCAAGCCGACCUGGUGCUGGCGGUGCUGGACGCCGGCACGGCRCAGCCCGAGGGUCUCGGCGCCGCGCUGGGCGCCGUGCUGCCCCCGGCGCCCCCCAAGCCCUGCCUGCUGGUGCUCAACAAGGUGGACUUGCUGGCGGGGGGCGGCGCGGGGCCGCUGCGGGCGGCCUGUGCCCGGGGGGGGCUGCCCCCCGCCGCCCUGCUCUCCUGCAAGACGGGCGAGGGGCUGCCCGCGCUGCUGGAGCUGCUGCGGCAGCAACUGCAGGAGCUGUGCGGGGAGCCGGGGGCCGGCGCGCCCAGCCUCGCGCAGAGCCGCCACGGGCACCACCUGCGYGCCUGCCUGGCCGCGCUCGCCCGCUACGGCGCCGGCCGCGGUGCCGACGUGGCGCAGGGCGCCGAGCAGCUGCGCCUGGCGCGGCGGCACCUGGGCCGCAUCAYGGGCCACGUGGGCGCCGAGGACGUCCUCGACAUCAUCUUCAGGGACUUCUGCGUGGGCAAGUGA
This is a messenger RNA of Nothoprocta perdicaria, 1455 nucleotides long. RefSeq names its product GTP binding protein 3, mitochondrial (gene GTPBP3). Gene Ontology annotation, biological process: tRNA methylation; tRNA wobble uridine modification. NCBI's taxonomy places the organism in Eukaryota, Metazoa, Chordata, Aves, Tinamiformes, Tinamidae. The transcript is spliced from 9 exons. Gene Ontology annotation, molecular function: GTPase activity; protein binding; GTP binding. The coding region runs from base 1 to 1455 and encodes 484 amino acids. Gene Ontology annotation, cellular component: mitochondrion; cytoplasm. The record is from RefSeq and is a predicted model, not a curated record.